Rubroshorea leprosula is the source of this 559-nucleotide messenger RNA. The record is from the annotation of a GenBank genome assembly. Lineage: Eukaryota; Viridiplantae; Streptophyta; Magnoliopsida; Malvales; Dipterocarpaceae.
GGAUUUCUAAAAAUCGAAUUUUCAAUUGUUAACAACCAAUGUUUUUGGACCCGACCCGGCCCGACCGGUUGAACCAGUUCAACCGGACCCGGAGCUGAAAACGGGCCGGUCGAAUACUUCAACCCGUUUAAGCAAAUGGCCCGUUGAAACCCGUUGAAACCCGUCAGACCCGUCCCGCUCGUUGAACUCGUGCGACCCGCUGCAACCGGCCGGGCUGAAAUUUUCAUCAUCUUCUCGUUCGCCGAUUGUCCGCCGAUCGUCCGUCGAUCAUCCGCCGACCGUCCGUCGAUCGUCUCUUCCACCGAUCUUCUCGUCCGCCGAUCUUCUUGUCCGCCGAUGGUGCACCGAUCUUCUCUUCCGCGAUCGUUCGUCGAUCUUCUCUACCGCCAAUCGUCCGUCGAUCUUCUUUUCCGCCGAGCGUCCGCCGAUCCUCUCCUCCGUCGUUGCACUUCUUCUCUUUCGUCGAUCAUCUUCAUCUCCCUCGUCUGUUCUGCUCAAAACGAUCUGUAUCGUUUUCGGGUGAAACCGUGAAGGUAAGGUAUAAAAGCAAAAUUCAAUA